GAUUCCCUGUCUAUCGAUACCGGUAAGAAAACAAAAUCGACUGAAAUGGAUUCCGUCCAGAAAGAAUUUACGUAUUCCUUCAAAACCAAGGAAUAUUUGACAAAGUUAGCUGUUCCAAUAACUAUACCUCUGAAUAUCUCAGCUGAAGAAUUUGUUGGACGGUUGAUCAGUGCACACAAUCUUCCCUGUUUCGUCGAAGAAGAACUAACACGAGAGCUGGAAAAAUUUGUUAUCAAGGAAACGGAAGCAUUUCACAAUAAAAAUGGUGAGGAGGCUAUCAGAGUGUUGCAGUCCAGUGGUGAUGAGGAGAUAGGAAACAUUGCAGAUAGAUGGGCAAGGGCGUUCACACAGGAAUGUGUAAGCCAUGCACCAAACACCAAACCUAAAGAUGAAGCGGUGUUCGGCGAGAUGUUUCAUACCCUCAUACACUCUCCUGCUCUUGAGACGAUCUUUAAGUUGAAGUUAGAACAAACCUACUCAAUGGCUGUAGUGUAGUUAAAACACCAAUAUUUUAUGUGUUUGUAU
Messenger RNA from Strongylocentrotus purpuratus (purple sea urchin), 525 nucleotides. Its product is annotated as protein C12orf4 homolog. The transcript has 3 exons. Gene Ontology annotation, cellular component: cytoplasm. Bases 46 to 495 code for a protein of 149 amino acids. The record is from RefSeq and is a predicted model, not a curated record. NCBI's taxonomy places the organism in Eukaryota, Metazoa, Echinodermata, Echinoidea, Camarodonta, Strongylocentrotidae.